This is a messenger RNA of Chaetomium strumarium, 1506 nucleotides long. RefSeq lists its product as uncharacterized. NCBI's taxonomy places the organism in Eukaryota, Fungi, Ascomycota, Sordariomycetes, Sordariales, Chaetomiaceae. The coding region runs from base 155 to 1354 and encodes 399 amino acids. The transcript is spliced from 2 exons. The record is from RefSeq and is a predicted model, not a curated record.
UCCAAACAACCUUGAACGAGUCUCUAUGCUACCUUAAGUCGUACCGCCUUGCUAUCACGUCACAGCGUGUCUCAAGAUUUGCGAGCGAGAGUUAAAAACAUCACCGCAAAACUUUCUCCACCCCGCAUAGUCCGCAACCCCUAUUACCGCCACCAUGAGCAACACAGCUUCAGGUCAGGUGAACAACUCUUCCUCGCCGGGCCGAAAGACGCCAACCAUCGAUGGCGAUAUACUGGUCUAUCUUCAGGAACAGCAAUAUCCAGACCCUCUACUGGCCGGAACCAACGAACUCGAUUAUUCGCUUUUCUCGGACCCGAAUAACAUGAGCCAAGGAGGCCUACCCUUCCUCUUCGAUUCAGCAGCCCUAGAUAGCACACAGAUCGAUAGAUCGAUCUGGCCAGGCUACGGAGCAGACCCCACAGACAACAUGUGGCAUCCCAUGGCCGAUGACUCCCAGACUGUCGGCACAUAUGACGGAUACGGAUACUACGAUUCGGCCCCGGCGAUGUCGCCGUCACAGGUGUUUCUGUACCUGCCGUGGAACCCGCAGCAGGAUCAGCCCCUGCCGUCUCCGGUAUCUGAGGCCCCGGCCUAUACACUAUCCGGGAGUCCCUUGAUGGGGACCGAUGCUCCAGCCUACAUCUCCCCGAACCCAGUGGCGCCAACCCCGGCGCAGUUGACUUCAGCCCAGCAGCCCACUCCGCCCGAGACAACGCCGGGAUCAACAACAACAACCGCGGGAACGCCGCUGCAAACAAUCAAAGGCAAAGGCAAGCAGAAAGCGCAUGCCAAAAAAAUAUCCAUGCCAUCGCUAAAGCGAUCGGCGGCCGAAUCUAUCCUCCGGCCUCCCUCAGCGGCGGGAGCAAGACCACAAGUCCUGAAACGCUACAGAUCUGACUCGAACUCCCUCACGCUCUCCUCUCUUAACACCACAACCACCCUAACCAAUAACAACAACAACUACUACUACAGCUCGUCCACAACUCCAACGCCAAAGACGCCGACGACACCCACUACUCUGAUGAUGACGAUGACGACCGAAAAUAAAGCCCUGGGCGGCGUCCUGCCGGCGAACGUUGACCCCCGCGUGGCAUCCCAGGAGAUCUGCCGCGCGGCCCGCGAGCGGUCCAUGGCCGAGAGCCACGAGAUGUCGGAGCGCCGGCGGAUGCUGCUGGACCACGAGCACGGCGCGCUCGAGCGCGAGAUGCAGCGGCUGCAGGUGAACCUCGGCCGGAUGCGCGAGUUGGACAAGAAGCGCGAGGAGAAAGGGAAUGAGGAGGAGGAGGACGAUUAUGGAGAUGAUGGUGCGGAAUUGGAUGGUGAGGGUGAAGUGGAUGAGGAGGAGAUCACGUAGUAAUCAAAGGAUAACGUCACUCCCUGGUGGAGUUGAGACAGAGGUUCAGGAGUUGGAGGGAAGACGCAAGUUGACCUUCUUAUUCCGCGUCUCGUUUAUUAAUCGUUGAUUACCCAGGCAAACACGCGGCUAUAUGAUAUGUCUUUUAGCUU